This is a messenger RNA of Mandrillus leucophaeus (drill), 2553 nucleotides long. RefSeq names its product transforming growth factor, beta 2 (gene TGFB2). Gene Ontology annotation, biological process: regulation of cell population proliferation; BMP signaling pathway; SMAD protein signal transduction. The record is from RefSeq and is a predicted model, not a curated record. Gene Ontology annotation, molecular function: type II transforming growth factor beta receptor binding; cytokine activity; type III transforming growth factor beta receptor binding. Gene Ontology annotation, cellular component: extracellular region. The transcript is spliced from 6 exons. Bases 1530 to 2549 code for a protein of 339 amino acids. NCBI's taxonomy places the organism in Eukaryota, Metazoa, Chordata, Mammalia, Primates, Cercopithecidae.
CAUUUCCACACCCCCUCAACGGUUAGGGGAGAGCUCGUGGUCUAAGUAACGAGAGGACUUCUGACUGUAAUCCUAGCACGUCACUUUGUUGAAGGCAGACACGUGGUUCAGAGAGAACUUAUAAAUCUCUCCUCUCCGGCAAGAUCGUGAUGUUAUCUGCUGGCAGCAGAAGGUUCGCUCCGAGCGGAGCUCCAGAAGCUCCUGACAAGAGAGAGACAGAUAGAGAUAGAAAGAGAAAGACAGCAGAGUGAGAGCGCAAGUGAAAGAGGCAGGGGAGGGGGAUGGAGAAUAUCAGCCUAACGGUCUAGGGAGUCAUCCAGGAACAAACUGAGGGGGCUGCUCGGCUGCAGACAGGAGGAGGCAGAGAGGGUCUAUUUUAGGGUGGCAAGUGCCUACCUACCCUAAGCGAGCAAUUCCACGUUGGGGAGAAGGCAGGAGAGGUUGGGAAAGGGUGGAAGUCCAAGGGAGCCCCUGCGCAACCCCCUCAGGAAUAAAACUCCCCAGCCAGGGUGUCGCAAGGGCUGCCGUUGUGAUCCGCAGGGGGUGAACGGAACCGCGACGGCCGAUCGUCUGUGGCUGGGUUGGCGUUUGGAGCAAGAGAAGGAGGAGCAGGAGAAGGAGGGAGCUGGAGGCUGGAAGCGUUUGCAAGCGGCGGCGGCAGCAACGUGGAGUAACCAAGCGGGUCAGCGCGCGCCCGCCCGGGUGUAGGCCACGGCGCGCAGCUCCCGGAGCAGGAUCCGCGCCGCCUCUGCAGCCUCUGCGGCCCCUGCGGCACCCGACCGAGUCCCGAGCGCGGUGCGAAGCGCACCCUCCUCCCCGCGGCGCGCCGGGCUCGCCCCCAGCGCGCGCACACGCGCGCACACACACACACACACACACGCACACACGUGUGCGCUUCUCUGCUCCGGAGCUGCUGCUGCUCCUGCUCUCAGCGCCGCAGUGGAAGGCAGGGCCGAACCGCUCCUUCUUUAAAUAUAUAAAUUUCAGCCCAGGUCAGCCUCUGCGGCCCCCCUCACCGCGCUCCCGGCGCCCCUCCCGUCAGUUCGCCAGCUGCCAGCCCCGGGACCUUUUUUCAUCUCUUCCCUUUUGGCCGGAGGAGCAGAGUUCAGAUCCGCCACUCCGCACCCGAGACUGACACACUGAACUCCAUUUCCUCCUCUUAAAUUUAUUUCUACUUAAUAGCCACUCGUCUCUUUUUUUUUUCCCCCAUCUCGUUGCUCCAAGAAUUUUUUUUUUUUCUUACUCUCCAAAGUCAGGGUUCCCUCUGCCCGUCCCGUAUUAGUAUUUCCACUUUUGGAACUACUAGCCUUUUUUUUUCUUUUUUUUUUUUAAAGGAAUUCAAGCAAGAUACGUUUUUCUAUUGGGCAUUGACUAGAUUGUUUGCAAAAGUGUCGCAUCAAAAACAAAACAAAACAAACAAACAAACAAAAAAAAACAACUCUCCUUGAUCUAUACUUUGAGAAUUGUUGAUUUCUUUUUUUUUUCUUCUGACUUUUAAAAACAACUUUUUUUUUCCACCUUUUUAAAAAAUGCACUACUGUGUGCUGAGCGCUUUUCUGAUCCUGCAUCUGGUCACGGUCGCGCUCAGCCUGUCUACCUGCAGCACACUCGAUAUGGACCAGUUCAUGCGCAAGAGGAUCGAGGCGAUCCGCGGGCAGAUCCUGAGCAAGCUGAAGCUCACCAGUCCCCCAGAAGACUAUCCUGAGCCCGAGGAAGUCCCCCCGGAGGUGAUUUCCAUCUACAACAGCACCAGGGACUUGCUCCAGGAGAAGGCGAGCCGGAGAGCGGCCGCCUGCGAGCGCGAGAGGAGCGACGAGGAGUACUACGCCAAGGAGGUUUACAAAAUAGACAUGCCGCCCUUCUUCCCCUCCGAAACUGUCUGCCCAGUUGUUACAACACCCUCUGGCUCAGUGGGCAGCUUGUGCUCCAGACAGUCCCAGGUGCUCUGUGGGUACCUUGAUGCCAUCCCACCCACUUUCUACAGACCCUACUUCAGAAUUGUUCGGUUUGACGUCUCAGCAAUGGAGAAGAAUGCUUCCAAUUUGGUGAAAGCAGAGUUCAGAGUCUUUCGUUUGCAGAAUCCAAAAGCCAGAGUGCCUGAACAACGGAUUGAGCUGUAUCAGAUUCUCAAGUCCAAAGACUUAACAUCUCCAACCCAGCGCUACAUUGACAGCAAAGUUGUGAAAACAAGAGCAGAAGGCGAAUGGCUUUCCUUCGAUGUAACUGAUGCUGUUCAUGAAUGGCUUCACCAUAAAGACAGGAACCUGGGAUUUAAAAUAAGCUUACACUGUCCCUGCUGCACUUUUGUACCAUCUAAUAAUUACAUCAUCCCAAAUAAAAGCGAAGAAUUAGAAGCAAGAUUUGCAGGUAUUGAUGGCACCUCCACAUAUACCAGUGGUGAUCAGAAAACUAUAAAGUCCACUAGGAAAAAAAACAGUGGGAAGACCCCACAUCUCCUGCUAAUGUUAUUGCCCUCCUACAGACUUGAGUCACAACAGACCAACCGGCGGAAGAAGCGUGCUUUGGAUGCGGCCUAUUGCUUUAGGUAAAGGA